CACUCCUAUACGGUCUAGUUUAGAGAUGCCGCUGUAUCAAGUAGAACAUUCUGACCCCUUGACAAGGGCAGAAAAGGACGAGCUGGCAGCAGAAAUAACAGACAUUCACAAGACUACAUAUGGUACUCCUACGCCUUUUAUAAGUGUGGUUUUCGAAGACAUCUCAAAGACGGAUUUCUACGAAGGAGGAGUACUAAAACCAGGCUACAAUCGUAUAUUUGCCAUUGUGCGAAUAGGAGGAUCUCGGACAACAAAAGACUUCAACGAGCUUUGUGUUAAGCUUUCCAAUGCUUGGCGUGAGGUCAUCUCCAGGAACGAUUCUGCGACUAGCAACGUAGAGCGAAAAUUGGCUGGUGCAUUUGUGCUAAGAAGCAUCAACGCGAUGUGGGAGCACGGCUUUAUUCUGCCCGAGCCCGGCCAAGAUAAGGAGUGGUUUGAGCAGAACAAAACGGAAUUCCGCGAAAGGGCUAGGUCUGGAGACGGCACAAUGAUGCGACUUUUGAAGGAAUUGGGCGUUUCUCUUGAAGAGUGAAUAGCUAGAUUUUCAUCAGUUCCAUUAGGCGACAGCAGUGCAGCGGAGAGAAAACAAAUAAACUACAAGAAUAGGCUACAUAUCAAAAGAGACUACGUCGUAGACUAGGUACGAUCCUCUCUAGUGGCCAAUCCGAACUGCAUUUCAAUUAUUCACUGAAUGAGUACGCGGCGGCAAUACAACGGUACUAGUGGUGUAAUAGAAUCUCAUACCAGCAAUGCCUUAUCUCUGAUGCGGGGGUGCUCCAGCCCGUCGCCCGAAUGCCCGGCAUUAGAUCGAUCUAGAAACAGCCGCUGCCCUCCCCCCGGAUCGAGGACCGCCAUCCAGCGUUCC
Trichoderma asperellum CBS 433.97 is the source of this 865-nucleotide messenger RNA. RefSeq lists its product as uncharacterized. The record is from RefSeq and is a predicted model, not a curated record. NCBI's taxonomy places the organism in Eukaryota, Fungi, Ascomycota, Sordariomycetes, Hypocreales, Hypocreaceae.